Messenger RNA from Cucumis sativus (cucumber), 1457 nucleotides. RefSeq names its product protein CHAPERONE-LIKE PROTEIN OF POR1, chloroplastic. Gene Ontology annotation, cellular component: chloroplast membrane. The transcript is spliced from 5 exons. The coding region runs from base 283 to 1122 and encodes 279 amino acids. The record is from RefSeq and is a predicted model, not a curated record. NCBI's taxonomy places the organism in Eukaryota, Viridiplantae, Streptophyta, Magnoliopsida, Cucurbitales, Cucurbitaceae.
AGUGAUAAUUAAGACUUCAUAUUUGCAAAUUUGUUAAUUGGGUUGUGAUUUUAGUGAAAGAAGGGUUUAGUUGUUGAGUAGCGCUUUAGGUCAGCGUCUUCCCUAUCCUUUAGCGCACAGCAUUUGAGAUCGACCAACCUCAACACUCUGCUGCUUUUCGGACCAUCCUCCACUUUCACUUUCACCUUCACCUUCACCCAUGAGCUGCUGAUUCUGUGGCUUGGAGAAUACAAACAUACUAGUAGUGAUACUGUGUAGCACUAAGGACAGAGAUUUCAUAUAAUGAUUUUGUCUGGAUUGAGUGGCAAACCCUCAAAAUGUUGUCUUCUGAGACCUAGUGCGAGGAUUCCACGUGAGCUGGUUUCAUCUUUUUCCAAUGGGAACUUUAGAGAAAAUAUUGAUUUGCAAUAUCUUAAAAGAAGUUGCUGGACGGGUCCUGCCCUUAGAUGUAAAACUCUCCAGAUUCGACACACUACUAAGUGUGCAUUUGAUGCUUCUCCCGAAGAUUUUGCAAAUGAGUCUACCGCUGUAUUCCCUCGAAUUAAUGUAAGGGAUCCAUACAAACGGCUUGGUAUAAGUAAGGAAGCAUCUGAAGAUGAAAUUCAAGCUGCCAGAAACUUCCUUAUCCAUAGAUACGCAGGGCACAAAGAAAGUGUUGAUGCCAUUGAAUCAGCUCAUGAUAAAAUUAUUAUGCAAAAGUUUUAUGACAGAAGGAACCCUAAAAUUGACAUCAAGAAAAAGGUGAGGGAAGUCAAUCAGUCUCGGGUUGUGCAGGCGAUAAGGAGCAGGUUCCAAACACCGUCUACAAAGUUCAUAAUCAAGUCAUCAAUUGCAUUCUUAGUUCUUGGAGUUCUCACCAUUCUCUUUCCAACCGAGGAAGGUCCAACCCUUCAGGUUGCUAUAUCACUUAUAGCUACUUUCUAUUUCAUACAUGAUCGAUUGAAGAGCAAACUCCGAGCAUUCCUUUAUGGGGCUGGAGCUUUUAUCUUCUCAUGGCUUGUGGGAACCUUUUUGAUGGUAUCUGUGAUUCCCCCAGUAAUCAAAGGACUGAGAGGCUUUGAAGUAACUACUUCAUUAAUAACCUAUAUCUUACUAUGGGUUUCAUCUACAUAUUUAAAGUAGCAACGCAAAGUUUUUCUUCUAUUGUGAGAUUCCAAUUUUGCUGCGGCUGAGCUUGUGAUUCAGUGUUCUGCUUCCUUGCCCCUUGGGUCGGUUAAUGGAGAAGAUAGUUGAAAUUGAAAGGGUUCUUUGUUUUAGAAUUGACGAGAAUUGAAAAGGAUGUAAACUAUUACAGUUUGGAAACUAUAGGUUAGCUGUUUGUUAUUAUCUUUACUUCAUCUUUUGUGACAAUGAUAAUCCUUCUUGUGCAGUAUUUUGAAAACGCAAAGCGUAUUGAGCUGCAAUAACCUUCUUUUUUUUGUUUUGGGAGUUCGGUUCGACAUUAUGAACUUAAGCAA